CGCAUGUACUCAGAUACUAAAUUAAUAUAUUAACUCCCCCAUCGUCUCCGCUGUUCCCGGACUGUCCCUUGCCCUGCUCGUUCUUCUCCACCUCUCCCCCAUCCUCCAUCCCAUCCCUCCCUCCUCUACUCUCCUACUCUCCCCUCCCUCUUCCUCUCUUUCUUAUCAACUGCUUAUCAUGCCACUCACCAUCCUCUCUCAAACACAACUCCGCUCUCUCCUCCUGUCGCUCUCGCGCGACCAGAUUAUCGACCUCCAGCAGAACCUUUCCAAUGCUCUGAGGGACUACUCCACCGGUAGCCAAGAAAAGGGCUGUGCGGCCGCCUACCAACCUACGCGCACGGCCAUUACCCGUCAGAAUGGUUGCACCACUCUGUUCAUGCCCGCCAGCACGGGCAACACCCUGGGCAUGAAGAUGAUCUCUUUACAAGAUAACGGUCAGGCCGGCUGCUCCGUCGAUCCUGCUUUAGACUUGUCCUCCACAGCCUCCCGGACGUCCUCCUCCAGCCGAGUCAACCAGCGCAAGUCCAUGUCCUCCAUCUCCUCUGAAGGCAGUGAACAAUCCGUGUCCUCCCAAGAGGACGACGACCAUACCUCCUCAUCUCCCUCCUCCAGCAGCAAAUCCCUGACCCCCGGCUGCGUGAACCAACAACCCAUCGACACCGGUUUGUCCAACACCAUGGGGGCCUGGCCCGCCGCCGGCUCCCGCGAUACCUCCCCGCAAGGGACGGUGACACUGAUCGACGAGACGAGCUUACCCUUUGGACUGAUCAACGCCCACGAACUCACCCCCUUCCGCACUGCCCUGACCGCCACUAUGACCCUCAACAAACGCAAGCGCGUGCGGACCGUGGUGGUAUUCGGAGCGGGCAAGCAGGCAUACUGGCACAUUCGGCUGGCGCUGAUCCUGCGUGGAGAGGGCAUCAAACGAGUGUAUAUUAUCAACCGAUCCUUUGACCGUGCGGCCCAGCUGCUGCGUGAUAUCUACAGCCCCGAAAACGCCAGCUGGCGCGGCGAUGUGAAAUUCUCCGCCGUCAGCACGGACUUUGUCGAGUACGACCGCAUCCUGCACGAUGCGCUGCUCAAGGCAGAUGCAAUCUUCUGCUGCACGCCCUCGACGGAACCGCUAUUCCCUGCACACAUCCUCACGUCGCGCGACGGACGCCGAAAGGGCCGUCUGAUCAGCGCGAUUGGAUCAUACCGGCCGCAUAUGACGGAGCUGCCACCUGAGUUGCUGCGCGACGAGGUGACGGUGCACAGCUCGCAUCGGCAUUUCCACAAGCAUGUGCGACGGAGUGGCGUGGUGGUUGUGGACAGCUUGGAUGCGGCGCUGAAAGAAGCCGGCGAGAUUGUGCAGGCGGGCAUUCGGCCACAUCAGGUGGUGGAAUUGGGAGAGCUGCUGAUUGUUCGGGAUGCGUCGCGCGGGGAGGGCGACAACAGUGAGGAUGGCAAGAGUCUUCGGGACUGGGUGGAGCGCGGCAAUGUGAUCUUCAAGAGCGUGGGGAUGGGCUUGAUGGAUCUGGUGACGGGCGGCGAUCUGGUGCGGCUGGCGCGGGAGAAGGGAGUGGGCACGACACUGGAGGAAUUUUGAUUGCUUUUCUUUCUUUUCAUGUAGUAAUUACUUGAAACUCACGAUGCAGGCACCGGGAAGGAGGUAAUUGCUGGACUAUGAUAUCCAUAUUCAAU
This is a messenger RNA of Aspergillus costaricaensis CBS 115574, 1686 nucleotides long. RefSeq names its product putative proline utilization protein PrnX-like. The transcript has a single exon. NCBI's taxonomy places the organism in Eukaryota, Fungi, Ascomycota, Eurotiomycetes, Eurotiales, Aspergillaceae. Bases 179 to 1591 code for a protein of 470 amino acids. The record is from RefSeq and is a predicted model, not a curated record. Gene Ontology annotation, cellular component: cytoplasm.